CGCACGUGACGCAGUUUCCGGUUCCUGGUCGCCGCCUCUCGGUCUCUUUUCCCGGUGUGAGUGAAUGCAGAGGAUGGAUGGACUGGUGUCUCAGUAUGAGGAGAGGCUGCGGCAGCAGGAAACAGAGAUCAAGUCUCUGGUUGCUGAGAUAGAAGCCUUAAAAAACGGAGAAUUUGUUGGCGAGACACCGAGCUUAGAAGGACUGCGGGAGGAAAACGCUAAGCUGAAGUAUCGUCUGAAUAUUCUGUGCAAGAGUCUUCAAGAGGAGAAAAAUAAGUCUUGUAAAAGCAUGAUCAACAUCAAUGUCCAGCUUCAAGAAAUCUUUGGCAAGGCCAUCAGAACUGCUUACCCGGAACUGGAGAAUCCCCCCUUGGCUGUCACCCCAAGCCAGCAGCCAAAAUUCGGGGAUUAUCAAUGUAACAGUGCUAUGGCAAUGACGCAGAUGUUAAAAGCCAAAGAUAUAAAAGUGAGCCCAAGAGAAAUUGCUGACAAAAUUGUGAAAAAUGUUCCCAGCAAUGAUUUGAUUGAAAAAAUGGAAAUUGCUGGUCCAGGUUUCAUCAAUGUUCAUAUCAGGAAGGAUUUCAUAUCGAAACAACUGACCAAGUUGCUGGUGAACGGAGUCCAGCCACCUGUAAUUGGCGAAAGAAAAAGGGUUGUGGUGGACUUUUCCUCUCCAAACAUUGCCAAAGAAAUGCACGUAGGUCAUCUGCGCUCCACGAUCAUUGGUGAUAGUAUAUGCCGGCUGUUUGAGUUUGUUGGCCACGAUGUACUCCGGUUGAACCACCUCGGAGACUGGGGCACACAGUUUGGAAUGCUGAUUGCUCACCUGCAAGAUAAAUUCCCAAAUUACAUAACUGUUUCACCCCCUAUUGGGGACCUCCAGUCAUUCUACAAGGAAUCAAAGAAGAGAUUUGAUGAGGAAGAGGACUUUAAAAAACGGGCUUACAACUGCGUGGUGUUACUCCAGAGCAAGAGUCCUGACAUCAUCAAAGCGUGGAACCUUAUCUGUGACGUGUCACGAAAAGAAUUCCAGAAAAUUUACGAUUGCCUGGAUAUCAGCAUCGUAGACAGAGGAGAAUCGUUUUACCAGAACAGAAUGAUUCAGAUUGUGAAGGAAUUUGAAGAGCGAGGCUUUGUUGAGCUAGAUGAAGGCAGAAAGAUUGUGUUCAUCCCUGGCUGUUCCGUCCCUUUAACCAUUCAGAAAUCUGAUGGAGGGUUUACCUAUGACACAUCAGACUUGGCUGCCAUAAAGCAGAGACUGUUCGAGGAGAAAGCUGAUGUUCUCAUCUAUGUCGUGGACAAUGGACAGAGCAUCCAUUUGCAGACUGUGUUUGCAGCCGCUCAGAUGAUAGGCUGGUAUGACUCCAAAGUGACUCGAGUUGAACACGCUGGAUUUGGUGUGGUCCUAGGCGAAGACAAGAAGAAGUUUAAGACUCGAUCAGGUGACACUGUGCGAUUGAUAGACUUACUUGAGGAAGGACUUAAACGCUCGAUGGAGAAGCUAAAGGACAAGGAAAGGGAUAAGGUCUUGACUCCUGAUGAAUUGAAAGCCGCACAGACCUCAGUUGCCUUUGGGUGCAUUAAGUACGCCGACUUGUCUCACAACAGAAUGAAUGACUACAUCUUUUCUUUUGACAAGAUGUUGGAUGAUCGAGGAAAUACAGCUGCCUACCUUCUCUAUGCCUUUACUAGAAUACGGUCCAUAGCGAGACUGGCAAACAUCAGCGAUGAGGUUCUUCGCGGGGCUGCCCAGAGCACAGAGAUCGCGUUGGAGCACGAGAAGGAAUGGAAGCUGGUCAAAUGUAUCCUGAGAUUCCCAGAGAUCUUACAGAAGAUCUUAGAUGACCUUCUUCUACACACACUUUGUGACUAUCUGUAUGAACUAGCUACCACAUUCACAGAGUUCUAUGAUAACUGCUACUGCGUGGAAAAGGACAGACAGACUGGUCAGAUAGUGAAGGUUAACAUGAGCCGAAUGUUGUUGUGCGAUGCCACUGCUGCAGUCAUGGCGAAAGGGUUUGAUAUACUGGGAAUUAAACCCGUACAGAGGAUGUAAUGUUUGGAUCACUAUUUCCUCCCUCUAAUAUAUGCAUAAGUUCUACUUUUCUAAAUGUCAACAGAACAAUAAUAAAUUUUAUUUGAUGCAAAAAAAAA
Molecule: messenger RNA, 2154 nt
Organism: Spea bombifrons (plains spadefoot toad)
Lineage: Eukaryota; Metazoa; Chordata; Amphibia; Anura; Pelobatidae
Gene: RARS1
Product: arginyl-tRNA synthetase 1
Exons: 15
Coding region: 65-2056 (663 amino acids)
Biological process (GO): arginyl-tRNA aminoacylation
Cellular component (GO): cytoplasm
Molecular function (GO): ATP binding; arginine-tRNA ligase activity
Source: RefSeq, a predicted model, not a curated record